Sitophilus oryzae (rice weevil) is the source of this 609-nucleotide messenger RNA. RefSeq names its product ribonuclease P/MRP protein subunit POP5-like. Gene Ontology annotation, biological process: tRNA 5'-leader removal. Gene Ontology annotation, molecular function: ribonuclease P RNA binding. The record is from RefSeq and is a predicted model, not a curated record. Gene Ontology annotation, cellular component: ribonuclease P complex. The transcript is spliced from 2 exons. Lineage: Eukaryota; Metazoa; Arthropoda; Insecta; Coleoptera; Curculionidae. The coding region runs from base 137 to 592 and encodes 151 amino acids.
UUAGGUUAAGAAUAGUUUGUUUAUUUAUUAUCUUUUUAUUAUUAAAUUAAACAUUAUAAUAACAAAUCGUGUUUGUUUAAUACAGUAAACGGAAUAGAAAUAACGCAUAUUAUACCUAUAAAUUUUAUAAAGAAAAAUGGUGCGUCUAAAAAAUAGAUAUAUAGUGUUACAAAUCGAACCAAGAGACCCGAAAGACAGUUCAAAUUUCACACUCUCCUCUGAUGCAAUUAUGCAAGUGAUAAAAGAUAAAAUUGAACAGUUACAUGGUGAUUUCGGCAUGGCUUCGAUCCAAGCUGGCUUCACAGCAAAGUAUUGCAACGAAUACACGAAAAUAGCCAUCGCCAGGGCGAGACACGGACCUCACAAGCUCGUAUCUAGCAGUAUACCCUUCAUUAACAAGAUAGGAACGCGAAACGUGAACGUCAGAAUACUAUACAUCGGCGCGACAAUUAAAAAAUGUUUUUGUUUUAUUAAACAGUACCAAGAAAAGGCUUUCGAGGAGGUGUGCGUUAAAUUAAAGACUCCCGAGGAACGUAGGACUGUUAGAGAAGCGAUUAAUAACUUUCAGAGUGCUUUAAAAUCAAUGGAAUAGUAAUAAGAGAAAAAUUC